AUGAGGCCUCGAAGACAACGAGAUCAGCAAACCACUUACCUCGAAGGCCAAGAACAGCAAUCCACUAACCUCAUAGGCCGAGAACACCCAAUCCAAGUACCUCGAAGGCCAAGAACAGCAAUCCUCACUUACCUCGAAGGCCAAGAACAGCAAUCCACUUACCCUCGAAGGGCAGAGAACAGCAAUCCACUUACCUCGAAGGCCAAGAACAGCAAUACCACUUACCGCGAAGGCAGAGAACAGCAAUCCACUUACCUCGAAGGCCGAGAUCAGCAAUUCCACUUACCGUCGAAGGCAGAGAACAGCAGCAUCCUACUUACCCACGAAGGCCAAGAACAGCAAUCCCACUUACCACGAAGGCAGAGAACAGCAAUCCACUUACCUCGAAGGCCAAGAACAUCAAUCACACUUACCGUCGAAGGCAAAGAAAACAGCAAUCCACUUACCAUCGAAGGCCAAGAACGAGGCAAUCCACUUACCUCGAAGGCAGCAGAACAUCAAUCCACUUACCUCGAAGCGCCGAGAUCAGCAAUUCCACUUACCUCGAAGGCCAAGAACAGCAAUACCACUUUACCUCGAAGGCAGAGAACAGCAAUUCCAAGUAACCCGCGAAGGCCAAGAACAAGCAAUCCACUUACCUCAAAGGCCCGACAACACACCAUUCCAAGAUACCGUCGAAGGCCAAGAACAGCAAUCCACUUACCUCAAAGGCCGAGAACAGCAAUCCAAGUACCUCGAAGGCCAAGAAACAGCAAUCCACUUACCUCAAAGGCCGAGAUCAGCAAAUCCACUUACGCUCCAAGGCCGAGAUCAGCAAUCCCAUACGUACUUUCAAAGGCCGAGAUCAGCAAUCCACCUUACUUCAAAGGCCAAGAUCAGCAAUCCACUUACUCUCUAAGACUGAAAACAGCAAAUCCACUUACCUCAAAGGCCGAGAACAGCAAACCACUUACCUCAAAAGGCCCGAGAACCAGCAAUCCACUUUUUACCUCAAAAGGCCGAUAUCCAGCAAUUCAC
This is a messenger RNA of Homalodisca vitripennis (glassy-winged sharpshooter), 1017 nucleotides long. RefSeq names its product adhesive plaque matrix protein-like. The annotation marks the transcript as partial. The transcript has a single exon. Lineage: Eukaryota; Metazoa; Arthropoda; Insecta; Hemiptera; Cicadellidae. The record is from RefSeq and is a predicted model, not a curated record.